AUGGAUCCCGUCAUAACGGAAUCGCACCCGAGGCAAAAAUUGACGCCGUGGAAAUGGAGACUGAUGUUCAUUGUUUGCAACAUUUUAUCGCUGUUAAAUGGCUACGAUCUUAGUAACACCGCCAACAUCCAAGGUCCAGUCUACAAGGCGUAUAACGAUAUACACCUACUGCCAUGGGUUGCUUUAAGCUACUCCAUAUGCAAUAUUGUCGCAACUCCCUUGGCUCGAAAACUUUGCCAAUUCUAUGAUAUCAAGGUUCUUACGCUUAGCGGACUAGUUCUUAUCACUGCCGGUACUGCACUCGCAGGUGCCGCCCCCAACUUCGUAUUGUUUAUCGUUGGUCGAGCUAUUAUGGCAUUUGGUGCCAGCGUUGUCUACCAGGGCAUAUUGAGUUUUACUGUUAUUUUUUCAUACCCCAAUGAAGUUGCCCUAGUGCAAGCUUCUAUUGGCGCGAGCUUUUCCUUCGGUGUCUUGACAGGUCCCGUAAUUGGAGCUGGAUUCGCACAAAAUGAGCACGCAACAUGGCGAUGGGCUUUCUACUUUGCUUUACCUAUCGUGGUUAUCGCCUUCUUCCUCUCUGUCUUUGCCUUGCCAAGCUAUUCCGCCUCGACCAAGAAGUCGGUAUCUAGAUAUUUCAAAGAGAUUGACUGGAUUGGUCAUAUCUUGCAUUCUGCGACGUUCAUAUCGCUUAGUCUCGCGACUGUAUUCUCCGGGUCUGCUUGGCCAUGGGGAUCUAUCCCCCAACUCGCCAUAUGGGUCAUAUUCGUUGUGGCUUCUGUUGCAUACAUUGUGCAACAAACAUUCUCCAUUGGCGUAAAGCCUGAACAUCGAAUUAUUCCUAUCUAUCUCUUCAACAAACGCAUUAUCCUUUUGACUUUCUUAUGUACAUCAGGCGCCAGUAUUGCGUACGGUAUCUCGCUUUACUAUACACCUCUCUUCUACAUGUUCACUCGCGAGAUCCUGCCGCUCGAGGCUGGUCUACGUCUACUGUGCCUAACAGCACUGUUUAUUGUCGCCAUUUUUGCGUCUCAUGGUCUUCUUGGAUACACGAGAUACUACAAGCCAUUCUUCAUCCUUGGUAGUGCUCUGCUCUUAGUAGGCGGCAUUACAUACCAUACUAUUACCGACCAUACUCACUUAGGUGCCAUUAUGGCUUUCAGCGCCAUAAUCGGUGCCGGCGUGGGCAUUUUAUGGAACCUCGCCAUUCCGGUAUGCUCGGCUGUCCUGGAAACUGAGGAGGAACGCUUAGACCAGGCGACUCUGCAUAGCUUAGCGCAGCUGGGUGGUACUGCGGUUGCUCUUUCGAUAUCAGCAAGCAUAUAUUGGAAUGUCGGGCUGAGGCUGGUGAAAGCUGCUGCAGGGUUUGUGGGCUUCAAGGACAUUGAGAUCCUCGGAUUACUGUCAGGUGUAGAGUCCACCAUGCUUGAUGGUUUCAAUGCCGAUAUCAAGGAGCUCGUCAUCAGUGCUAUAAUCGAGACGAUCAGCUGGCUUUAUUACACAGUCAUUGCUGGUGCAGCAAUAGCCUUGCUAGCAUCCCUUUUCCUCAAGUGGGAACCUUUAGAAUUCCAGCAGUGGACUAUAACAAAAGAAACUGGGCACAAAACUCAGGAUUCAGAAAAGGGAAAAGAGGUCCUGUAUGAGCUCAGGCCUGAUAGACAAGGGCCAUAA
This is a messenger RNA of Xylaria bambusicola, 1668 nucleotides long. Its product is annotated as major facilitator superfamily domain-containing protein. The transcript is spliced from 4 exons. The record is from RefSeq and is a predicted model, not a curated record. Gene Ontology annotation, biological process: transmembrane transport. Gene Ontology annotation, molecular function: transmembrane transporter activity. Bases 1 to 1668 code for a protein of 555 amino acids. Lineage: Eukaryota; Fungi; Ascomycota; Sordariomycetes; Xylariales; Xylariaceae.